Molecule: messenger RNA, 1182 nt
Organism: Pocillopora meandrina
Lineage: Eukaryota; Metazoa; Cnidaria; Anthozoa; Scleractinia; Pocilloporidae
Source: the annotation of a GenBank genome assembly
AUGAUUAAUUUCCCUGUGUAUUUCAGAGGAAAACUUGGAGGUGAGGAAGACACAUGGCACCUGAGGGAAGCUGGUGCCUCUAUCAAACUUAACAGUGGAGCUGUCCAACAACCUUUGCCAUUUACAUGUAGAUGCUUAUUGUGGAACCCCAGGACCCUCUCCCCACCCCUUGCCAGUGAUGAGAUAUUGGUUAGCAGUGUUAUUGAACUAUCUCAUGAUGGCCCACCGAAUCUGGAAUACAGGGAAAGUGUUGAAGGAUUAAGUUUUACUGUAUCUUUGUUGCACAGUGCCCCAAAUUUGGAGGGGUAUGAGGUGGUUAUCAAGCAACUGACUGACCAAGAGAACAAUGAAUGGAAGGAAUUAAAGACAGAGAAUACUUGGCAUGGAUCAGGUACCGUUAUGUUGUUAUUAAAUACAAGUGUGAAUAACUUAAUGAAUGAUAUUCUCAGGCUCCCUUCUUCACUGGCAUCAAUGUCAGUAUCUGAGCAAUUGUAAACCUCCCCCUCUCCUGAUCCAAAAUUGAUCCGAACUUGUAACCUUAACUUAUCAGUUGGCUGUUGUUGGCUUAGGGGAGGAGUAGAUGUGCAAUGACUCAGAUACUGAUAUCGAUCCCAGCAAUGCGUGGCCUAAUGCACUCAUAAUGUCAAAAUAAACUUCUUGCCACUUCAUGUGCGUUACAAAUCCAAUGGUUUUUUCAAACUUUUUUCCGUUUUCUCUGUAGUUGCAUUCAAGCAGUACGUGUAAUUGUUGCAUAAAUGUUACAUGAAGUCUACAAUGCAUUUCAGUCACUACAAUAUAAAUUUUUCUCAAUCACCAUGUUGUUGCAAACUUUCUUCUUUGAAGCGUAACUAUUCUCAUGAUAUCUGUUGGGGGCAACUUCAUUGUUUGAGGACUUUAAAAUACUGCUGAAGGACGUAAUUUCAACCAUUAUUUUACUUUCAUGCAGAAACGUCAACAGUUUCCAGGUGGCUUUUCCCAUUUGCACAAGCUGUUGGUACAAAAUCAGGAGUUUCUUCAUUUGCUGCAAUCUGGCGUCCUAAGUCUUUCACCUUUUCAAGAGGUACUGCGGUAGGCCCGGGAAUGACCUGUAUUGUGCCUGACUUUCCUGAUGUCAGUGUUCAAAUUCCUCAGAGUUGUGUUCCUGUUAAUCAAGAUUUCUGUGUGACAAUCCAGGUACAUUAA